UGAAAGUGAGCGGCCAUCCAUGGCGCCAUUGGUUUCCGUUUCGGGACACAUCAGCUAUAAAUUUCUCGUCUUCUUCAAGCUCAAACCGCCCAGAUUCAGAGCAGAAGAACAACAACAUCAACGAACAGGGCAGAGAGAAACGCCCUAAUUUUUGUUCUUUUCAGCUAAACGAAAAUUCGUUUAGCCUUUUCGUUUCUCUCUUGCUUCUGUAAUUUUCGUUUCGGCGCUCUCUCAAGCGGAUCAGAGGAAUUCUCUUGUUUAAAUUUGUCGGUGUUCUUAUAUCGAUUCAAUCAUGGUUCUUUGGGUUUUCGGCUAUGGAUCUCUUGUGUGGAAUCCAGGAUUUGACUUCGACGAGAGAGUGAUAGGUUUUAUUAGAGAUUAUAGGCGUGUAUUCGACCUCGCUUGUUUUGAUCAUAGAGGUACACCACAAAACCCUGCUAGAACUCUCACGCUUGAACCCAAAGAAGGAUCCAUUUGCUGGGGUGUUGCAUAUUGUAUCCAUGGAGGAUCUGAACGAGAGAGAGCGGUUGUGGAGUCCCUGGAGAGAAGAGAGUGCGAGUAUGACGGAAAGACCAUUGUAGACUUUUACAAGGAUAAAGACUCCAUAGAACCAACAUUGACAGGAGUUUUAGUUUUUACAUCGACACUUGAUAAAUUGCUAAACAAAUACUAUCUAGGACCUGCUCCCUUGGAGGAAAUGGCUAGCCAAAUUGCAACUGCAUCUGGUCCAUGUGGGAACAACAGAGACUAUCUAUUCCGAUUGGAGAAUGCCUUGUUUGAAAUCGGUCACGAAGACGAUAUGGUGAUCGAGCUAGCGAACGAGGUGAGGAAUAUCCUUGGGAAGAAGGUUAGAAAGGGGAAGAAGAAGCAGCCGGUCAGACCGACAACUCACCUGCCUUUUUUGUCCUUCAUCUCCGGUGUUCAGGUGCAUCCGCUCGCCGACGCUGCGGUGGCGACGGAUUCCUACGAAGAAAAUGGAAAGAUUGGUAUGAUGAAAGGUGAAAGCCAUGGUAACUCAAGAGCUAAGAAAACAAGCAAUCUGGUGGAUUGAUGAUUGCCACUGUUCUUUUCCCAUUAGGUUGAUUAGUGAAAUUUUGGGGAUGUUGUUAUUGGAUUCAUGUUUCUGAUCUGACCCAAUAGAAAGUUGUUGGAAGUUCUUUUCACUUUUCAC
Messenger RNA from Cucurbita moschata (crookneck pumpkin), 1171 nucleotides. RefSeq names its product gamma-glutamylcyclotransferase 2-1-like. Gene Ontology annotation, molecular function: gamma-glutamylcyclotransferase activity; glutathione specific gamma-glutamylcyclotransferase activity. Gene Ontology annotation, biological process: glutathione catabolic process. NCBI's taxonomy places the organism in Eukaryota, Viridiplantae, Streptophyta, Magnoliopsida, Cucurbitales, Cucurbitaceae. The transcript is spliced from 9 exons. The coding region runs from base 293 to 1051 and encodes 252 amino acids. The record is from RefSeq and is a predicted model, not a curated record. Gene Ontology annotation, cellular component: cytoplasm.